This is a messenger RNA of Magnolia sinica, 1677 nucleotides long. RefSeq names its product RNA exonuclease 4-like. Lineage: Eukaryota; Viridiplantae; Streptophyta; Magnoliopsida; Magnoliales; Magnoliaceae. Gene Ontology annotation, molecular function: nucleic acid binding; 3'-5' exonuclease activity. Gene Ontology annotation, biological process: rRNA processing. The record is from RefSeq and is a predicted model, not a curated record. Gene Ontology annotation, cellular component: nucleus. Bases 483 to 1562 code for a protein of 359 amino acids. The transcript has 7 exons.
GGGUAGCUAGGGGUUGUGAAUAUACAGCGAAAGAGAGAGGAUAUAUAGAGAGAGUGAGAGUAGAUAGUGAUAGAGAUAGAAUUAUCAACCCGGAGAGAUUCUUGGUAGCAAGUGGAGUCUCCCAAUGGUGUGGAUUGGCGCGAACGUCGAUGUUUCGUUAUGAAUAUGCCUCCAAAACCUCAGAUGAACACUCCCCCAAGCCACACGAUUUUCACACGCUUUAGGAAUCAUUUCAACCCUUUUUAAAAAAGCAUCCCUUCUCUCAUCAAGAAAAAACAAACCAAAAAAAGUCCCACUUUUUAUGUGGGCCCCAAAAGACCACCCACUACUCUUACAUCCUUGACCACUAAUCAUGGUCCCUCUCUCUAUAGGCAUUUUCCUACCACCCCUUGCAUAUAAAUACAACCCCAACGAGCCCUCCUUCCCCAUCUCCUAACAUAGCAACAUCUCCAUCUCCAUCUCUUUUGCCACAUACACUUUCCAUGGCUGAGUCUUUGGAGUCUUCAAGGAAUAAAUGUGCCGCAUGUUUUAGACAAUUCAAUAAAAUGGAGCACCUCGUCGAGCACAUGAGGAUUUCAUACCACUCGGAUCACGAGCCCAUAUGUGGAAUAUGUAAGAAGCAUUGCCGAUCAUUCGAGUCGCUAAGGGAACAUCUUAUCGGGCCACUGCCAAAAGUCGAAUGUGCACGGAUAUUCACUGUCCGUGGAUGCAACCUAUGCUUAAGCAUUUUCGAUAGCCAAAAUGCACUUAGAGUUCACCGAUCGAUGUGCCAGAUGUCGCGGGCCACGCAGGGACUUGUUUCUCAAAUGUCUAGGCUUAGCAUUCAUGUUCCUUCUGAAAAUGAGAUGUACGGUGGUAGAAGAACAUAUGGCCCACAGGUGGUUGCAUUAGCUUGUAAGAUGGUCGGUGGUGGCAACGACGGAUCGUUAGAUCUUUGUGGAAGGGUCUGUCUCAUCGAUGAAGAUGAAAAAAUCAUCUUCCAAACUUACAUAAAACCCAAUGCUCAAGUUACAAACUACAGGUAUGAGACAACCGGCAUUAGAGCCGAGUACCUACACGACGCAAUGCCAUUGAAGCAAGUUGCAAGGAAGAUUCAGGACUUCUUGUGCAAUGGAGAAGCAUUGUGGAAGAUUCGAAACAAAGGUGGGAAAGCAAGGAUUCUUGUGGGCCAUGGUUUAGAUCAUGAUCUCCAGUGUUUAGAUAUUGAAUAUCCAGCACACUUAAUCAGGGACACUGCAAAAUAUCCACCGUUGAUGAAAACAAGCAAGCUUAGUAACUCAUUGAAGUACCUAACACAAGCCUAUCUUGGGUAUGACAUCCAAACGGGUAUACAGGACCCAUAUGAGGAUUGUGUGGCCAUGAUGAGGCUCUACCUGAGGAUGCGAUCACAAGUUCAUCCGACGGAUGAAAUCCCAUCAUCGUUUGAAUUGCAGAACCGUAACAAUUUCGCUACAUGGAGGCAGAGAGAACUUGAGCGGAUGACGCCGGAUGCAUUGCUUGAGAUUUCGAGGUCGGAUUAUUACUGUUGGUGCUUGGACUCUAAGCAAGUGUGGGACCCUUAAUCUUCGAUCUUGAUAAUAUGUGGCCAUUUGGAGGUGUUUGGUCACUCAAUAGUAAUACACUAAAAUGUGGUUUUUUAAGUUAUAUUUGGUUUAAGUUAUGGGCUUUGAAUCUUAA